Messenger RNA from Fusarium oxysporum Fo47, 2193 nucleotides. Its product is annotated as glycoside hydrolase superfamily. NCBI's taxonomy places the organism in Eukaryota, Fungi, Ascomycota, Sordariomycetes, Hypocreales, Nectriaceae. The record is from RefSeq and is a predicted model, not a curated record. Gene Ontology annotation, molecular function: beta-glucosidase activity. Gene Ontology annotation, biological process: glucan catabolic process. The transcript has 4 exons. Bases 1 to 2193 code for a protein of 730 amino acids.
AUGGGGCAAAAGAAAUGUUUUGGUUCUAUUGCUUCCAGUGAAAUGGGGAAUGUUUAUACCUCGAGCUUUCUUGUUGGUGCUCCCAUCGACGUCGAGUCAACGCUAGCGUCAUUGACUCUUGCUGAGAAGAUCUCUCUUCUUUCUGGUUCCGACUUUUGGAAUUCUCAAGCCAUAUCAUCUCAUGGCAUCUCUUCAGUAAAAUGCACUGACGGGCCCAAUGGUGCCCGAGGAGGGAGAUUCUUCAACCCUGUUCCAGCAUUAUGUAUCCCUUGUGGAACUGGCCUUGGUGCAACCUGGAACCCGGAUCUUCUCUAUUCAGCAGGUCAACUACUGUCUAGAGAAUGUGAUGCGAAAGGUGCACAUGUUUGGCUAGGCCCUACAGUCAAUCUGGUCCGUGGACCCCUCAAUGGUCGCGGUUUUGAGAGCUUCUCUGAGGAUCCGCACCUGAGUGGUGUAUUAGCCACGGCAAUAAUCAAUGGAGUUCAAAGCAGGGGCACAGCAGCAGCCCUGAAACACUUUGUGGCCAAUGAUCAAGAAACGGCCAAAAUGUCGACGGAUAUAUGUAUGUCAGAGAGGGCGUUGCGCGAGGUUUACCUCAAACCCUUCCAGAUGGCAGUCAGGGAUGCUAAACCCAAGAUUGUUAUGUCUUCAUAUAACAAGGUCAAUGGCGUACACGUGUCAGAAAGCAGGAAGCUUCUGAAAGAUGUAUUGCGAAGUGAGUGGGGUUUCGACGGUCUAGUCAUGAGUGACUGGUACGGCACAUAUGGUUGCACCGAUGCACUCAAUGCGGGCGUGGAUAUUGAGAUGCCAGGUCCCUCAAGACAUCGCGCUGACAAGGCCUUGGUGGCAGUCGUUUCAGGCAAGGUCAGUCGCAAGACGAUAGACGAGCGAGCCAGAAAGGUUCUCGAGCUUGGAAAUGCCACUGCUUCAGCUCGAGUAUCGACGAAAGAGUCAACUCGUGACUCGCCUGAGGACAGAGAACUAAACAGGCGACUCGCGACGGAGAGUCUUGUGCUUUUGAAGAACUCAGACAAAAUUUUACCCAUCAAUCCUCAAGAUUGUGAAGAUAUCGCGAUCAUUGGACCAAACACCAAACUUCCUGCAGCUUGUGGUGGAGGAAGUGCGAAUCUACGACCAUAUUAUACCAGCUCGGUCUUUCAAGGAAUCAGCGACCAACUUCCCUCAAAUGCAAAUGUGCAUUUUGAACCUGGGGUAUUUGGUCACGUCUUGUUGCCAUAUUUCACAGGUAACCACGUCACGGAUGAGAAUGGGUUGCCUGGUGUCUCUAUCUCUUUCUUCAAUGAGCCUGAGUCAGCGUGGCAAACAAGGAAGCCAUUUGACCAGCAGAGUAUACCCGAUACAACAUAUCAACUAAUGGACUAUGACCAUCCAGAAAGGGGUGGGACGUUCUACAUGUCCAUGACUGCGUACUACAAACCAGAUAUAGAAGGUACCUAUGAAUUCGGUCUCGCCAGCUAUGGAGUCUCGAGGCUCUAUAUAGAAGAACAUCUGGUCAUCGACAACGCUACAUCGCAGACCCAUGCCGGGAUGUUCUUUGGCCAUGGAUCCAGAGAAGAGCGUGGAACAUAUGAUAUGAAGGCUGGUAAGACAUAUCGACUGCGCGUUGAAGCUGGUAGUGCAUCGACUUCAAUAACAACAGGCGGCUCCUUCAUUCCCAUACCAGGUGGAGCAUGCCGCCUGGGCGGUUGUCUCAAACUUGAUCCCAAAGAAGGCAUAAGACGUGCUGUCACAGUUGCAAAGAAAUGUAAGCACACUUUCGUUAUAGUCGGCCUCAAUGCAGAUUUCGAAAAGGAGGGCAAAGAUCGAGAGUCUAUGAGCCUACCGCCGCAUGUCGACGACCUUGUCUCUGCGGUGCUAAAGGCUCAACCGAACGCUAUAGUGGUGACUCAAGCUGGAAACCCGAUUGAGAUACCAUGGCGACAUAAGGCGAAGACUAUAUUGCAUAGCUGGUACGGGGGAAAUGAGGCGGGCAAUGCAGUUGCCGACGUGGUCUUCGGCAAGGUCAAUCCCAGUGGCAAAUUGCCUAUCACAUUCCCGAGCAGACUUCAAGAUGGACCGACUUUCUUAAGUUUUGGAAGUGAUAACGGAAGGAUAUACUAUUCCGAGGACGUUUUCGUUGGGCAUCGCUGGUUUGAUGCUCGGGGCAUUGAGCCAGCCUUCGAAUUCGGGUAA